UCAUCCGCCUUCAUCGCGACUGAUCGUCGUCUCGCAAAAGACCAACAUCGUCAAACUUUUGUGCGUGCUUCUUUGCCGCUGUCCAAUUUGCAGUGUGUUUUGUAAAAUAUCUUCUAAUCGGAAAACAAUCCUCUGGUACCCGUUCUAGCGACGAUGGCCUUGGUUUGUGACCUGAAAAUGCUGCUGGCCUGCCGCGGAGCUUUCGGUCAGAUCAGGAACAUUCACCUGGCAGCAACUCAACAGGCUGCUGCAGCCAAGGUCAAGAAGUUCCAAAUCUACCGCUGGAAUCCGGACAAACCUGAGCAGAAGCCUUACAACCAGACCUAUGAAGUGGACAUGAGCACCUGCGGUCCUAUGGUGCUGGACGCCUUGAUCAAGAUCAAGAACGAAAUCGACCCGACGCUGACUUUCCGUCGGUCCUGUCGUGAAGGCAUUUGCGGGUCCUGUGCCAUGAACAUCGGUGGCACCAAUACGCUGGCCUGCAUCAGCAAGAUCGAUGUGGAGAGCAUGGACAAGCCGACCAAGAUCUACCCGUUGCCGCACAUGUAUGUGGUGAAGGAUCUGGUGCCGGAUAUGAACAACUUCUACAACCAGUACCGGUCGAUCGAGCCCUGGUUGCAGCGCAAAAACGAAUCUACGGAGAAGAAGGGCGAUGCCCAAUACCUCCAGUCGGUGGACGAUCGCGCCAAGCUCGACGGUCUAUACGAGUGCAUCCUGUGCGCUUGCUGCUCAACCUCAUGCCCAUCGUACUGGUGGAACGGCGACAAGUACCUCGGUCCGGCCGUGCUGAUGCAGGCCUACCGGUGGAUCAUCGAUUCCCGCGAUGAGUCCACCACGGCCCGACUGGACCGGCUGAAGGAUCCCUUCAGCGUGUACCGAUGCCACACGAUCAUGAACUGUACCCGCACCUGUCCGAAGGGCCUGAAUCCGGGCAAGGCCAUCGCCGAAAUCAAGAAGCUGCUUUCUGGCAUAGCCAAGAAGGACAACCCCGGACUGGAGACGGCCGCCCUGCACCACAAGUAAGAGUAUUUAAUGCUUCAGACCUAUUUUUUUAUUUCUAUUUGAAAUAUUUUGAAACCUAUCACAAAACACCUAGCAAGUGAAAAAAAUUAACUAAAGGUGCAGGAAAUGAAAAGCAACACCGAAAUUUGCAAGUUAUAGUUGUGGUACUUCUUUAAAUAGUAGUUUGCAUCAUCUUUGGAUCUAGUGGAUGCACAAAACAACAGCUUAAAUUAUUUAUGUUUCAGUCGAAUUACGAGAAAAAAUAAUAAAACCACUCCUGGAGCUUGGUUGCAAAA
This is a messenger RNA of Uranotaenia lowii, 1298 nucleotides long. RefSeq names its product succinate dehydrogenase [ubiquinone] iron-sulfur subunit, mitochondrial (gene SdhB). Gene Ontology annotation, biological process: respiratory electron transport chain; aerobic respiration; tricarboxylic acid cycle. The transcript has 4 exons. The record is from RefSeq and is a predicted model, not a curated record. The coding region runs from base 154 to 1023 and encodes 289 amino acids. Gene Ontology annotation, cellular component: mitochondrial membrane. NCBI's taxonomy places the organism in Eukaryota, Metazoa, Arthropoda, Insecta, Diptera, Culicidae. Gene Ontology annotation, molecular function: 2 iron, 2 sulfur cluster binding; electron transfer activity.